AUGACGAGACUGGCAGGAAUGAUGGCAAAGUCAGCUGUAGCACCCCUGGAUAGGCUGAAGAUCCUCAUGCAAAGCAAUUGCCCUCAUUACAGCAGGUUCAAUCUCUGGUCCUGCUAUAGGGCUGUAUUGAAUAAGGAAGGAUUUCUCUCCUUUUACAAGGGCAAUGGUGCUGCCAUGAUCCGUGUCUUCCCUUAUGCAGCCAUUCAGUACACUGCCUAUGAGCUCUUCAGACCAUUGAUGCGUGCCUUGAUGGGACCCCAUUCACAUAUAGGGAACUUCACAGCUGGAGCAGCAGCUGGCACUGUGGCUGUGACAUCGACGUAUCCCCUGGACAUUGUGAGGACCAGGCUUGCCUUUCAAGUCAAAGGGGAGCAUGUUUACUAUGGUAUUAUGAAUGCACUUCAAAAAAUGUUUCAUGAGAAUGGAUGGAGAGCAUAUUACAAAGGAUAUGCAGCAACGGUGGCUGGCAUUCUUCCAUAUUCUGGGUCAUCAUUUUAUUUUUUUGACCUAUCUAAGCGAAUCAUGUUGAAAUACUUCCCCAAGCAGACAACAACUGUGAAUGAGGAGAAAGGAGGUCGAUUGGAGUUAUCGAUUUGGGCCAAGCUCAUAUGUGGGUGCCUGAGUGGAGUGAUUGCUCAGACGGCUGCCUAUCCAGUCGAUGUAAUCCGUCGGAGGAUGCAGCUCAUUGGAAUGCAUCCAGCAUACGACCACUACAACACAGCUAUGUGGCGUGUUGGGGUGAUUGUGUACCACGAAGAGGGAAUGUCUGCCUUCUACAGAGGCCUUUCCCUCAACUACGUUCGAGCAAUACCAAUGGUCGGCAUAUCGUUCACUGCCUUCGAGUUCUUCAAACAGCUCCUCAGGAUUGAAGAGCACGCCCCUACCAGCUGACUAUUAUAUAUUUCCACAUCUGCCCCAGUACAAAACCAGGCUACUGCUGUGAUGUGCAUAAUGACAUGUGAUAGUCCAGGUGAUAGGUGUCAAGAAAUAGAAUCUCUGAAAUAUUGUCCCCUUGAA
This is a messenger RNA of Darwinula stevensoni, 1017 nucleotides long. Lineage: Eukaryota; Metazoa; Arthropoda; Ostracoda; Podocopida; Darwinulidae. The record is from the annotation of a GenBank genome assembly.